Mucor velutinosus is the source of this 1806-nucleotide messenger RNA. Its product is annotated as aminophospholipid translocase. Gene Ontology annotation, molecular function: DNA binding; DNA-binding transcription factor activity. The record is from RefSeq and is a predicted model, not a curated record. Gene Ontology annotation, biological process: positive regulation of transcription by RNA polymerase II; meiotic cell cycle. Gene Ontology annotation, cellular component: nuclear chromosome. Bases 1 to 1806 code for a protein of 601 amino acids. NCBI's taxonomy places the organism in Eukaryota, Fungi, Mucoromycota, Mucoromycetes, Mucorales, Mucoraceae. The transcript has 4 exons.
AUGAAUACUGUUCAUGAUACUAAAGAAUGGCAAAUUGCCAUGCCAAAUCAGCAGGCGCCGCUCCAAACCCCACCCAUUGCAACAGCAGUAGACACAUCUCCCAAACUCGCUCAGGCCAGUACUGGUGCAUUCCCAUCUAAUGAUUACGCUCAUAAUAACGUCUACCAUCAACAUCCACAACAUCACCAACAACAUCAGCCAAUGCACAACUAUCCCUCUUCCUCUCCUGGCGCUGCUACCCCUGAAGCUGACGGAAAUGUUAAUGGACUACCUGGUAUGAUUGCUCAUUCUCAACCAAGUACACCUCGCCCAGAGAAUACGGAAGCGCCAUUGUACCGCCAACCUAUUCCAUUUGCUGCCAGAAAUGUUGUCAGAGGAAGAGCUAAUCUAUUUGCUAAUGAAACUGGCCCAUACUUUAGUUCCACCAAGCCUUUUGAUAACCUUUAUUCAUCUGAUAAAUCCACAUUAUUAUCUGUUCGCGUGCAAUCUAAAAUGGAUCGUGGUUUCUUUUUGGCCGAUAACGACUGGACCUGUUACAGACGCAACUACUUUCAAGUCAGCAGUGUCUUCUCUGUUCAUGGAUUCAAUCAUUACUACUCUGUCAAUGAGCCUCACGUUCUUGUCAAAGAUGACGACGGUGCUUUGUAUAACGUGCAGCGUUUCCUCCUCGGUGUCUCUGCUCGAGUUGCUAACAGUGAAAAGGAGAUCGAGCUGAUUCAACAUACCCCCAAGCGUGAUAAGGGCCCUCAAUACAGACCCAAGCCCAAGCCCAUCACUCCCGGUGGCAAUCUCAGCAUGAGCUCUGUUGCAAACAACCAAAACAUUGUAACCUUUGAAAGAGUGCAAUUCAAGACUGCCACUGCCAACAACGGAAAGAGAAGAGCUGCUCAGCAGUAUUACAUUUGUAUCAUUGAACUCUUUGCUGAGACGGAUAGAGGUCAAUUGAUCAAGAUCGGAUCUUGCCAGUCUGCUCCCUUGGUGGUUCGAGGUAGAAGCCCAGGUCAUUAUGCUGACAAUAAUCAAGAGCGUCAUCAUCCCUAUCCUGUCAACGGCACUUCCACUAGCUCAUCGUCUGGCCCUGUCGGUACUGAUGCUCCAUCUGAUUCUGCUACACCUUCUUCUACAUUGUCUGCAAAGACGGAACCUAUGACUCCACCUGGUCGUCAGCCUAUUCAACAACAACCACAACCUGUCUAUUACUCAAAGCCUCAAGAUUUGCCUCAGCCAAUGAUGCACCAUGGCUAUGAUCAACAUCAUCAAGCACCUCAGCAACCUCAAAAUUACACAUAUUACUCGUCUUACCCUCACUAUGCGAAUGCUGUUCAACAACCACCUUCCAAUGUAUCAUCUCCCAUGUCACAUCCUCCUCUUCCUUCGCCUUAUACGCAUCAUGCUCAAGUGCCCAACUACGCGGUUCAUGAUGCUGGCCACUCUGAUCCCUAUUCAAAUGAAGCGUAUCACAACAACGCACAACCCACUGAAGAAGUAAAGAUGCACCAUCACCAUCAGCAAUUCCAGAUGCAACAAACAGGUCCUAUUGAAUCACCUCACAGCGGCUAUGAUUGGCAACGCGCUCGAUACAAUAGCUCAUCGUCUGGCUCGUCUUCAGUACCAUCUCCUGGUGCUCAUCAAGGUAGCGAGCCUCAACAGACCUACUUUUCACACCAUCAACAACAACACCACCCGGAGGGACGUUCCUACUCUCCCACAACACCCACAUACUCACCAUCUGUGAUUCAGCAACAACACGUCAGAAAGUACAAUCAUGGCGCCAAUCCACCUACAAACAUGAUGAACAAUGCCUAA